UAAAGUUAACCGGUCCGAAGGGCGCAGACAUGGCGUCAACACGCCCCUUUCUCUUCGUCCAGAACACCGGCACAUUGUGUUUGGGCCCAAGGCUACGAAAUUCAUGCCGCCCCCACGUUCAGCCCAUCGCCGCCCUUGUUGAUAGCUUUCGUGCGCUGAGCGCAUGUCCCUCCUCGGCUUUCAUGCCAUCAAGUCUUUCAGGCGGGAAGACCAGCCCCUUCUUCUCGGAAGCCUGUUGCUCAAAGGCACGUUUUCUUCCCUCAAACAAAGAUUCCUUGGAGAAUGCGUCAAGAAAACUGGAGGGACUUUUUAAAACUGCAGCGCUCGAAAGACGUGCGUUCUCAAGCAAUUCCCAGCUGGGCAGUCGCAUCGUGACGGAGCUUUUGGACAGAAGACGAGGAGAAUUGCAAAGCAGGGGCAUCAGGAGCAUUACGGCUGCUUACAGACCAGCUGGUGCUCCUGGUGGUAUGGAGGGGGAGGCCCCUCAAAUACUCAGACCACAAGUGGCGAUCUAUUGGGACCUGGAUAACAAGACUCCCAACCAGGACCCCCGCGUCGUGGCCGACCGCAUCCGUGCCAUUGGGGAGCGCUUUGGCCAGGUCAAAGAGUUCCGGGCGUAUGCCAACCGCCACACAUUCCAGCACAUCCCGUCGUACGUCCGGGAAGAAAGGGAGCUUCGGAAGCAGGUCCGGUUAGAGGAGCGGCAAGGGGUUCGGGUUUCGGACGAACCCUAUCGGUGCGGGGUUUGCGGGGCGAAGCUGAAAACGGCGGACAAACUGGAGAAGCACUUCAAGCAGCUGCACGAAAGGGAGCGCCAGAAGAAGGUCAACAGGGCGCAGAGCCUCAGCAAAAAGAAACCGUCACAAUCGAAGCGCCUUUUCGCCAAGAUCAAAGAGAAGGACGCACGCAACACGUACUUCGACGUCGCUCGUGACAUCAUCACGCCGAAAGUGGGCUACCGGCUGAUGUCAGACCUGAAAAGCCGGGGCGUGCGCGUGCGGGAAGUAAAGGAUCAGUCACAAGCCGCGGACGCGGCGAUCAUAAGCGAUCUGGAGUAUCUCCUAACCAAACCAAACCACGUCGAGUCGGUGGUGCUGGUUUCGGACGACUCUGACUUCGGACGCGCGCUGGCGCGGGUGCGGGCGUCCGAGCGGCGGGUUGUGGUGGUCGGGGAAAAGCCGGGGCUGGUCAAGUCGGCGGACGUGCUGUACCACUGGUGGGACGUGCACGAGGGGCUCGCAAACCGGCCCGACUACCGGUGUCCGCCGGAACGCUUCGAGCAUCGGCAAGGGCCCCGAGUGGGCGGACUGGAGGCCCACGAACUAGAAGCGGACGAUUACGAGGAGUUCGAAGAGUUCGGCGAGGGCGAUGAGUUCGGGGGACUAGACGAGUACGGAAACUACCGUGACGCUGACGUGGACGAGAUUCUUUUUGGAAGGUCUUUCGAGGAGUCCCGAAGUUGGCGGCGGUGAUAAGCUCAGGACGGAAGGGGAUAAGUGAUGGGGGAUGAGAAUUCGAGGAGAUUCACAAAGGUUUAUGAAUGACGUGAACGUCGUAGAUGCGUGCUUCCUUUUGCGACACAUAACGGGCUGAUUCGGCUUUUGCAAUAGCUGCCACCUGUUCUGUCGGGCACGAAAAUUGAAAGCCCAGUGCAAACUAAUGCAGAGAAGGGGCCAGCAGUAGUUCGAUCCGCUCAUUGCUCACGGAUAGUGUAUAUACGGCUUUGCCUCUCACCGCCUUCGCAUAUGCCUUCUCGCCCAAUCAAUACCCUUGCACAAUCCUGACAAUCGUGCAGUGACAACGUUAGCCGAGCGAGAUUGUUUGAACUAUAUGAAUCGCCUUUCACAAAGAAUCGCCUGCGUUGCGAUCUCAAGUUGCAACAA
Klebsormidium nitens is the source of this 1883-nucleotide messenger RNA. Lineage: Eukaryota; Viridiplantae; Streptophyta; Klebsormidiophyceae; Klebsormidiales; Klebsormidiaceae. The record is from the annotation of a GenBank genome assembly.